CAGAAGGCAUGGCUUACAUUGAGCAGAGAAACUACAUUCACAGAGACCUUCGUGCUGCCAACAUCCUGGUCAACAAGAGUUUAGUGUGUAAGAUCGCUGAUUUUGGACUGGCCCGUAUCAUAGAGGACAAUGAAUACACUGCCAGAGAAGGUGCAAAGUUCCCCAUAAAAUGGACAGCUCCAGAGGCCAUAAACUAUGGUUCCUUCACCAUUAAGUCAGAUGUGUGGUCCUUUGGCAUUCUGCUCACUGAAAUCAUCAGCUAUGGUCGCACGCCAUAUCCAGGUAUGACAAAUCCAGAGGUGAUCCGUGCUCUGGAGAGAGGUUACCGUAUGCAGCGUCUGGACUCCUGUCCUCAAGAGCUCUAUGACAUCAUGCUGGAAUGCUGGAAGAACAAGCCAGAGGACAGGCCCACCUUUGAGUACCUGCAGAGUAUACUGGAGGACUUUUACACUGCCACGGAGAGCCAGUAUCAGCAACAGCCUUGAGACACACACACACACUUUGCCAUGACUUUGAUCUUGCAUAAAUCCCUAUCAGGAACUCACAAAGAAAUGUACACAACUUAUUCAUGCCAUCCUGUUGACUUUAUACAUAUGUAGUGAAAUCAAGUGUGAAAGUUAUAGUGUGUUAUUUAAUGACAUGCAACUGAAUACAAUUUCAAAAUCUCUGUAAUAGCAGAUUUAUUCCUAUCAUGCAGAGCCCUUUGCCUUACACUGAGUGUUGCACAAUAGAAGCUAUAUAAAGAUAUAAUUUUAUUCUAAAAUGUAUUGUCUUUUUCAUUUUACAACUUCUCUGAUGUAUUUGUAAAGACCUGAUUACAGAUGUAUUUUAGAGCUAAUUAUAUGUAUAUGUGCAUUGUAAUUGAGAGUACAUAAGAGCAUUAAAAUAAAUUGUCGUU
Molecule: messenger RNA, 898 nt
Organism: Sinocyclocheilus grahami
Lineage: Eukaryota; Metazoa; Chordata; Actinopteri; Cypriniformes; Cyprinidae
Product: tyrosine-protein kinase HCK-like
Exons: 3
Coding region: 9-485 (158 amino acids)
Biological process (GO): protein phosphorylation
Molecular function (GO): ATP binding; protein tyrosine kinase activity
Source: RefSeq, a predicted model, not a curated record